This is a messenger RNA of Yamadazyma jaroonii, 2508 nucleotides long. The record is from the annotation of a GenBank genome assembly. NCBI's taxonomy places the organism in Eukaryota, Fungi, Ascomycota, Pichiomycetes, Serinales, Debaryomycetaceae.
AUGUGGCCCCAGAAGAACGGGCUAGGACAACAGCUAACCUAUGGUGUACCUGGGAUAGGAACUAUCAUACCUAGCACAGAAGAUCAACCCGAACUACGAAUAGAAUAUCCUCACAGUAAUGGUGCAAAAUUAAAGAAGGUGCUUGAAAAUGCAACAGAGUUACGACCCAGGCAGAACAAUCGUGGAAUAUCAACCGCUAAACAACCAGAAAAGCACAAGAGUAAAAAGAACAUUGAUCAAACAGUUGCGGGUUUAUCUUUUACCGAUGAUUUAAUAAAGACUUAUAAUAAUACGGGACAUUCACUCAGUGUAAACGCCUACGAUCCUACAUUUGGUUCAUUACUACAAUUCUUUUUCAUAAAGAAUCAUCAGGGUAUUUUUCGUAACCGUAGAAUGGCUGCAUUUGCGUCUGGAGAGAACGGCAAUAUCUUGGAAAUUGCAGCAGUGGAACCAACUGGUGUGGUAGCAUAUAUGGACUUGGAAUAUCCUGAAUUGAAGAAUAGCGUGACCCUCACCCUUAAGGAACCUAUAAGACAAAUAUUAGCAUAUAACAUACCUAGCAAUGCAUCGAACAUGAAAGAUUUGAUCUUAGUAAGAUCACAAUUCAAAAUUUAUAUAUUACACUGUGUUUAUAAUAAAGCUCAUGAUGAUCUGAGUAUUAUACUGCUUGUUGGAGAAAUUCUGUCCACCGAACUCAAAUGCAAACAGUUUGCUGAUAUUUGUUUCAGUCCUAAAGGCUCACAAAUAAUGGCUGUAGAUGUUGAAGGCACACUUUUCACUAUAAGAGUGGAUGACAAAUUUAUAAUUACGUGGAAGAAGAUCGAAGUCAAACCUGAGUACGCCGACAUUUACAUUAACAGCUACGAACUCCUGAUCUGGCGACGAAUUAUAUGGGUAUCUACAUCUACCGUUUUCAUAGCUUCUAGGUCUUCUUUGAUUAAGUUGGAUUUGUUACAAUCAUCAGUACAGAAGAUAAUCACUUCCGAUACUUGGUCUUCGAUAAGAGAUAUCAAAGUUCCCAAUGCAGAGAAGGAAGACAUGUUUAUUUUGACUUCAAAAGAAAUCAUCUGGGUUUCUACAAAGGACUCCAUUCCUCGAAGAUUGAUAGCUUGGAAACAUUUUUUAACUGAUAAAGAUCCUUCAUACAAACUUGAGGUGAAACAUACUGAAGGAAAGUUCAUCUGUUUAGCUUAUUCGCAGAUAUCUCCUUUAGCAAUCACCUUCACAUUCGGAAGAGUGGACAAUAAACCUUAUAUUUUAUCUUCCCCGUCUAUCAUUCACGUUUCAGGCAAUUCACUGGGGAUCCAAACAAUAAUCAUGGAAGAAUUGGAAAAAGAUUUCUUCAGAAGAGUCAAAUCUUCAAAACCCAGAAAAGAGACUCUUUAUUCACUUUUCGAUAUCAGACAAAACUUAGCCAUAAGUAUUACUACACUCGGAUACAAAGAACGUACUCAAAACUAUAAAAACCCCCAUGAAAUAAAUUUCGAUCAAUAUUUGGAAGAUAUAACACUUACAAGUUUGAGACCCUUUGCAGGUAAAUAUUUUGCAAACCUUACCAAAUCUGAAGUUCUUCCAUUAAUAAAAGAUCUUAUCAGAGCUCCUGUUUCUAAAGAUGACGUUUCCGUGAUUCAAAACUUUGCAUCGGAAUUGGGAAUGGGAACAUCCAGAAUGAAAGCCUCUGAAGAAACUGGUGAUCUACAGUAUUCGUCUUUGCUUGAUUUAUCAGUAAAUCCACCACCAUUUGCCGGUGAUCUUGAAGAAUUCGAUGAUAUGAUCGAGCAGUUAAUGGAUCAUGUUCUGGGUAAUAACCUUGAAGCUUCGGAAAUUGCUGAUAGAUUCUUAUCAAAGAUAUUGAAUGGUGAUGUAUCCAACAUGACUGUCACCGGUUUGUAUGAAGUUAUUGUCAAAAAGUACUUCAAAUACAGAUCUAUUAAAUUACAAACCAGAGGUUCGUCAACCAAAGUUCUUGCUGUUUUGCUAAUUGCUGCUUCAAUUAAAAUUGGAUCUCCGGCUCUACAUCAACAAUAUGAGAAGUUGAUCACUAAUAAUCUUGAAGCUUCCUCGUCAAGUACAAAGGCUAUUUUGAAGGAUUGGGAUAAUUUCGGUAAAGUUGUUGAACCAGAGGUAUCAACCCAGGCAGGAAGGCAAUUUGUUAUACCAUCGAUCAAUAUAGCAUCCCAAGAUACUUCCACACAGAAAAGAAAAUCGAAUUCUAAAUCUAAGUCUUUAAGAAAGCGAGCAUUGACGGCAUCUCAGAGACCAUCUCAAUUCUCGAGUUCCCAAAUUCCAAGUUCCCAAAUUCCAAGUUCCCAAAUUCCAAGUUCGAAUCACCAAAUUUCAUCACAAAUCCCCUCAUCACCACCACACCCACCUUCAUCAUCACCACCAAGAUCUUCGCAAUCUUCUCAAGCAAAUCAUUUCAACAGUCAAAGAACAUCGCAAAUAAACAGCCAAAGACCCUCCCAAAGGAACAGUCAAAAGUCCAAGAGAAAAAGACGUGGGUUCUAG